Angiostrongylus costaricensis is the source of this 3282-nucleotide messenger RNA. The record is from the annotation of a GenBank genome assembly. Lineage: Eukaryota; Metazoa; Nematoda; Chromadorea; Rhabditida; Metastrongylidae.
AUGUCGAAGUCUGUGAAUCGACGUCGAAGCGCUCCAGGUAGCCUUAAGCUUCGACGUUUAACUCAAGCCUACCUCACACCAUUCCAGCAGGUGAAACCGGAAUACGGUACAACUGAGUCGAAACUCGAUCACAUCUACGAGAUCACACAGGACUUGAUACUAAACUUUCAAAGCGUCACAAGCGGUUUAUUUCCUCGAUACUCGAAGGAUUGCGACGCCGGUUAUGUCAAGGACAGCAUCUACUGUGCGCUUGCUAGUUGGGCUUGCUCGAUCGCAUACAAGCGCUUAGAUGAUGAACGUGGUCGACACACUGAACUUCGGCAAACUGCAGUGAAGACGAUGCGUGGAAUCUUGUUUUGCUGGAUGCAACAGAGUGACACUUUGGAUGCAUUUAAAACAAACAACACCGCUGAGCAUGCUCUGCAUGCUCGAUUUGACCUGCAGACUGGAAUGGUUCUGAAUCGCCCGCAUGAAGCGCAAUACGGUCAUAUGCAGAUGGACUUGGUGGCUCUUUAUCUGCUAGCGCUUGUUCAAAUUAUCGCAAGCGGAGGAAAGGUCAUUUAUACCCAUCACGAGGUCAAUUUCGUGCAAAACCUUGUGUUUUACAUAGAACGAACAUACCGGACUCCUGACUUUGGCAUGUGGGAGCGGGGCACUCGGUAUAAUAAUGGAGUUCCUGAACUUCAUGCUAGCAGCAUCGGUAUGGUAAAGGCAGCACUGGAAGCUAUUAAUGGAUUCAACCUGUAUGGACGAACCGGUAAUAGUGCUUCGGUGAUUUACGUGGAUAUCGAUGGGCAUAAUAGAAACAGAACGACCUUUGAAACCAUUUUACCGAGGGAAAGUAAUUCGAAGAACACUGACGCCGCACUUUUAAUGUCUGUCGGUUGGCCGGCUUUCGCUUCUCAUAAUGAGAGUCUUUUCGAAAAAACAGUCCAGAAAUGCGUCCGACGCUUAGAGGGCAAGUUUGGAGUUCGGAGGUUUCUUCGAGAUGGAUAUCACUGCGUACUUGAAGAUAACACCAGAAUGUAUUACGAAGAACAUGAGACAUCACAAUUUCGUGGUGUGGAGAGCCAAUUUCCUAUGUUUUUUGCGUAUAUGAGUCUUACAGCUCAUUUCCGGGGAGAUGAGGAGUCCGCAGACAAGUAUUUAGAAAAGCUCCAAAACCUUCUUGUAAACGAUGACAAUGUUACUGGAGGUAUGGUUGUACCUGAGUGCUACUGUAUUGACGAAUGUGAUAUGGACCGUGAACGUACUACACCGAACUCCACUGAAUUCUAUCCAAUUAAUCCGCAAGAAUUUGGACACCACCUUUGGAGCAACGCAGUAUAUAUAAUCUUGCUGCUUAUUCGUGGCGGCUUGAUCCAUAAAGAAGAUCUCGAUCCGAUCAAUCGUCAUUUGCCCGCGUCACGGCGACCUAUGCAGUUCAAGCGACACUCGGAAUUUCAGGGAAGCAUGGAGGGUGAACCAGUGGUUCAAAUCGCUCUUUUAGCUGAGUCAAUACCUCUGCAGAUGAAAUUGACCACAUAUGGUAUCAGUUGUCAAACACCCCACGAAGUGAAACCGAUUCAAAUUUGGCCAAGUUGGAGAAUGGUGAAGUUAUUCGAAUGUCUUGGUAGAGAUGAAAAGUUGGGUCUUAGUGGCAGACCUCCACGGCCAUUCGGACCGCUGAAUACUUCUAAGGUUUUUCGCGUAUUCGGCGACACGGUAUUAUGUUAUCCAAUUCUCUUUGAAGUAAAAGACUUCUACGUCAACUCGGAUCCAGCAGUUUUAAUUGAUGAUAUUAAGCGUGACAUCGAUUUUGUUGCACGACGGUGGAAGUUAGCUGGACGUCCAACAAUGUGUCUCUUGCUGCGGGAAGAAAAUAUCGUUGGGGAGUACUUCGACCAUAUUUUGGAUCUUCUUGUCCAGUUAAAGAACGGUCACGUCAACAGUAUCCGAGUUCGACUUGGAAGAGUUCAUCAACUACUGAACACAAGUUGUAUCGAGCACAUUGACUUUGUUUCGUCGGACGAGGUGGAAUUUGAUAUUGACGUUCUGGAAGAGACAAAUGGCAAAAGCCAGAUUUUGUCGAGGCUUAGUCUUGGUGAUGGGAUAGAUGAUGAAGCUACAGACAUCAAAGAGAUACAAAAACUUUCGGAUCAGGAGCUAUGUGAAAUUAUACGAAGAGAUGACGUUGAUCGACCUCGACAGUUGGCUUUUGCAUUGGCCACCAUUUGGUCUAGGCAUUCCAUUCGUGAGCGCAUGGAACGUCUUUAUCGUACAGUGUGUCAGUUGCGCAUUUGGUGGUUAGUGCGUUAUUGCGCUGGUCAUUUGCACAAAGUGAUCAACAGUCUCGCACCUGCUAUCACAAAUAUGUUGGUUCGAGGGAAGCAGGUUACACUCGGAGUUCGUUAUGUACGCGAAGUAGUACUGCGACGACCAAUCGCACCAAAUGAACUAGUGGACUUACUAUUCACAUGUUGUCCCCAAAAUGAACCACAAGUUGCCGUUAUGCAUCAAGAGUUGAUCAUUGCGUGCUCUGAUCUUAUGUGUCACUCUCCAUCAGCAUUUGAUGGAGUACUCACUAUUCGACUUUCGUGGCUAGCGGACGCUAUCACACUUCUGCUGAACUACGUUCGAACCAGUGGUUCUGGGACCAUUGGUAGUAAAACAGCAACUCCUGCUACACCAAGCACUACUGGUAUUCCAGCAGGUUUGUUUCUUUCCUCUGUUUCUAAAUUUUCAGAGUUCAAUAAAAGCUGUAUCUACGAUUUGUCUCCAACAAUCGUCAAGGAUGUUGUGACGGCACUCAUGACAAGAAAAAAUUGGCAUCUGCUGUCCCCAUUACAAACACGUCGUUUGAAUGGUGCUCUGAAUCGAAUGCCAGCCAACUUUUACGAUCGUGUAUGGACGAUCUUAGAAAGGUCCAAGGAUGGGAUAGUGAUCGCAUCAGAGUUCCUUCCACAGCAGCCUACUCUGAGCGAUAUGACGGAGUUUGAGUUGACAUUUGCAUACAAAAUUGAAGGAAUGCUUAGCCGAAUCGCUCACCCUGAGUAUCGCCAACUACUGGUUGAGAUGAUCAAAAAGGCCUUCUACUUAUACGCUGAUCAGCAGAAAAUCGCGAAUAGAGAGGAUCUGACUCCAUUCUACCAACUCGAAAACCUGUCAUUACAAACGUCAACGGCCACAUACUUAACCAGGGUAGGUCUUUGUUUUAGCGUUUCACUCAAGUUUUCUCCGUUAUUAAAUUACGAUUUUCACUUGGGAGGUGGUACAAGUUCGACUGUAGCAGACUCAGCGUAA